This is a messenger RNA of Clunio marinus, 1306 nucleotides long. The record is from the annotation of a GenBank genome assembly. NCBI's taxonomy places the organism in Eukaryota, Metazoa, Arthropoda, Insecta, Diptera, Chironomidae.
GGAGAUAUUAAUAUAAAACUGAAUUAAAACAAACUAAAUUAUUUCUGUUUUCUAAAUCAAGGGAAUCAUAUUUUCGCGUUUGUGCACAAACAUCGGUAGAAAACUUUAGAACUUUCGACAAUUGAUCUUAAAAUUCGAAGAUAUCGCUAUUAAUUCGAUUUGAAACUUUACUUCUUGCUUAAGAAUUAUUUAAAUCAUUAAUUGCUAAAGCGACUUAAAUCGUACAGCAUUAAGAGGACAAAAAUUGGCAAGAGAUGUCUGGAGUUGUGGUACCACGAAAUUUUCGUUUGCUUGAAGAAUUAGAAGCUGGACAGAAAGGCGUUGGAGAUGGAACUAUUUCAUGGGGUCUUGAAAGUGAUGAUGAUAUGACAUUGACUCAUUGGACUGGAAUGAUAAUUGGACCACCAAGAACUCCAUAUGAAAAUAGAAUAUAUUCAUUAAAAAUAGAAUGCGGUAAUCGGUAUCCAGAUGAGCCACCAACAUUGAAGUUUCUAUCUAAAAUCAACAUUAAUUGCAUAAACAGUCAGAACGGCGUGGUUGAUCACAGAUUAGUUCCAAUGCUUGCACGAUGGAACCGUGAAUACACAAUUAAAUCUACAUUACAAGAAAUCCGUAGAAUUAUGACACUUAAGGAUAACUUGAAGCUGACACAACCACCAGAAGGUUCAUGCUUUUAAAAAUUUGGUUAAAAUGUUGUCCUCGUUGCAUUUUAUCAUCCCGCAAAAAGAGAAAGAAAGAAAAAUAUGUAAGACCGAAGUAAAGUUUUUCGGAAACUAAUAAAAAAAAAUUAAAAUUAAAAAUAUCGCGCUAAUAAGUGUACAGUUCGUCUACACGAUUUUUUUGUAAUUAAAUCAAUGAGAGAAGUGUAAAGUUUCAUAAUCAUCUAAAGAUAUACAGAAGGAAGAGAAUGAGUGGUAAAAGCAGUUUUCUUCAUCUCGCGUCUUCUUAUUCUGUCAAAUCAAUUCAUACUUGAUUCUGUCUAUUUUUUUAUAUCUUAUUUAUUUUUAUGAAACAAAGGUGUAUUAUUGAAUCACCCAUACGGAAUAUUCCUUACACUGAUUUCUUACCUGUUAAUGCAGGUGUCUGAAAAUAUUUACAUUCUAAAGAUUUGUUUCAAUUAUUUCUCAUUAAUCUUCUCAUUCUUCUCAUCAAUUUUCCUAUCUUCAACACAUUAUUUUUAUUUAAAAUUAGAUUUUAUUAUUGCCUAAUUGGGACAGAUAUGAAAAAAUGUAAAGAAAAUGAAAAAAAAAAGCUUAAUAAAUUAAAUACUUAUAAAAAUCUUUGGCAACUAAUUAAUUUAUUAAAC